AGCCGGGAUCGAACCGGGAUGGAGCCGGAAGGAGCCGGGCAGGAGCGGGAUGGCACCAUGUCUUGAAUGCAGACACCUCCUGCCAGUGAAUACACCCUCUUGCAUUGGAUGUGAGUCACCAAUAGCUCCACAGCUGCAGCCCCAAACCAACGUCUGCGUAAAGACACCAGGUCCUGCUGCAUUCCCCAAGGUGGAACUGGACAUCUUCAAAAAAAAGGGCUCCCAUGUACACAAUGGAACCAGAAGCAGCCUUGGAGGAGACAAAACAGCGAAGCCGGGGCCGGCAGAGUACUGCCCGGGAAAGAGCGCUGUGGAGAAAGUGGUGGCUGGCUCUGUCCCAGUUCCUCAGAUCAUCCCACUUGGAAUCCCUCUUCCACGGAAGGCUAAACAUGAAUUACACACAAAUCCUCUUCUAGAAAUGAAAUCAGGUCUGAAUAAGAGCUUUGAAUCCAGCAUGGACUUUGUGCAGUCUUGUGCAGUCCUGUGGAAGGCAGUAUCUCAGCAGAACACUGAGCUAGAAAGAAAAUCUAGCAAGUCCGACCACAUCAUCUGGAAAUAUGGGUCACAAAGGUGGGAAAGCGAGGAGCGAGAGCAAUGCCGGUGGCACCGUUGCAGAGCUCACCACGUGCAGAAGAGCCCCAGCAGCAGCUUUCUGUCCUGGCUUUUCAUCUGUGGGACCAGGGGCCGGAUGUUCGUGCUCUGUAUGCCGGGUCGCAGGACGGUCUCGAGCAGGAACCGUAGAGGUUGCAUGCAAUUGGACUUGUAAGUGGGAAAGCGAGGAGCCAGAGGAAUGCCGGUGGCACCAUUUUGGAGCUCACCAUGAGCACAAUAAAAGCAGC
Messenger RNA from Strigops habroptila (Kakapo), 839 nucleotides. RefSeq lists its product as uncharacterized. Gene Ontology annotation, biological process: eye photoreceptor cell development. Lineage: Eukaryota; Metazoa; Chordata; Aves; Psittaciformes; Psittacidae. The record is from RefSeq and is a predicted model, not a curated record. Bases 50 to 766 code for a protein of 238 amino acids. The transcript has 6 exons.